UUUUAUUGCUAGAAACUAUUAUUUACUAUUAUUUAUUAACGAUGUUUAGAAAUAUAUCAUAAAUCUUCAUGACUUAAAAGCAAAAACAUGUCUGGUAGUGGAAAAUCUCGAUACAGACCAAGAUCUGAAGCUAGAAGGCAUACCAAUCUUUGCACGCAGCAGCGUCGAUUACGUCAUUUGACAUGCAUCAUUGGUCGUAAUAUUGAUUCUUUGUUAGUGCCAAUCACAAGACAAACAUCAAAAUGUUCUCUUCUUAGCUUGUAUUUUACUAUACAUGCAGAAGAUAACCCUGAAACAAUUUUGUAUCAAAGUGAAACAAUUGAUGAUACACUGAAUCCAAAUUGGAGAGAAUUUGAUUCGAGGGUGUUCUCUCAACAUCCAGACAUCAACAAAGCUUCAUCUAUAUUAGUUCAUGUUUGGGGAGCAAGAAGAACAAAAGAAUUUAAAGUUAUUUUAAGUUACAAUGUUCAUUUUUCUGGAUUGAUAUAUAGUAGAGAACAGCUUCGUUCACACGACCAAUCGUAUGAAACAAACUGUUUAAUGUUUCGAAUGUUUGGUGGUUACUAUAAAACAGCAUGUGCUAAUCAGAAUGAUUUAAACUUGAGAAGCGAUGAAGGUCUGCUCAGUAGAUACAUCAAAGUGGAACAAAAUCAGGUUCGGGCAUCGUAUAAAAAAGCUUCAUUAUUACGAGCUCAUUUUACACUAAAAGCAAUAUAUCAAACCCGUCAGCAAGUCGAUCAUGUUAAAAAGCAAAUGGAAGAAAAUUUAGCGCAGAAUAAACUCCGAAGGAGGAAGGUUGCUGAUCGAGAAGCCCUUGUGUUUAAGAAUAACCUUUUAAAGAAAGAAUUGGCUCGACUUCGAGAUAAACUUUUAGACGAAAAAAAGUCAGUUACAACUAAGCAGGAAGCUGUCGUACAGCAAGAAAAAGAUUUAAAUAAUCGUAUAUAUGAGUUGGAGCAGUAUAUAUCUGACAUGAAAGUUUGCCAUUCAGCUCACAUUGAGCGUAGAGAAACGUUGCUUAAAAUUAACGCGCAUUUAAACUUUCGUCGUCGACAACUAGCAGCUGAAUUAAGUUAUAUAUAUCCUAUUGUGGGGUUACCUCUUCGAGAUGGACACAAAGGUGAAUUCGCAGUAAAUGGUGUUCGUUUACCAAACUCUGAAGAAUUUAUUGGUGAAGAUGAUGAGAUGUUGUCUGUUGCUUUGGGAAAUGUGUGCCAUCUUGUGCACAUGAUAGCAAAGUUUUCAGAAUUACCAUUACGUUACCCAAUUCGAGGGCUGGGUUCACGCUCCUCUGUUGUUGAUUUCGUCACUGACAAAUUGACAGAAAAACAAAGAGAAUUUCCACUCUAUUCGAAAGGGAAAGAAAAAUUUCAAUUUCAUUAUGGCGUGUUUCUGCUGAAUAAAAAUAUUGCUCAGCUUCGCUACCAUAAUGGACUUGGAACUGCUGACUUACGUAACACUUUACCUAACUUAAAGCAAUUGCUUGAAGCCAAAUACGGAGUGCGUGUUGUUAUGAAACAAACUGAAUCCACCGGUUUUAAUAAAUCUGCAGUAAUGGCCACGAGAACGGUAACAUUACCAGCGGAAUCAUCCUUUAGCGCUGAAAGAUUAUCCAUGCAUUCCGCUUUCGAUGCGAUCGACGCUGAGGAGAACUCUUCACAACUCGAACAGCCGUUGAGGCGUCCCAGGAGCGAAGUUUUGUCUGGCCUUCCGUCUGUUCAUGUAAAAGCACAUCACCAACAUCGGUUUAUUGCGCGGAAAUCCACUGGUCGUAAGCAGCGUAAAUCGAAUACUUCACAUACCAACGAGGGGUCUAUCUCACCUGAUUUGAUCGAAGUUCCCAUCGAGGAUGUCGUAAAAAGAACUAUUGACGGUACACUUGCAAAGAAAAAGAUUACUAACACAUCCACUGUGAGCGAAUCUGCGGUUGAUUGCGGAGAGGAUUGUCUAAGUGAAGAGAAUAAUUACCAAGAAGACAGGCAACAGAGACGAGUAUCGUACAGUCAGCAAUUUAGUGAUGCCUUGAUCAUCCCCGAUCCGUUUGAGCGUGAAGUGGACGAUCCUCUGUCUCCUGGUGUAGAUCAAAUGUUAGUAUGAUAUAAAUUAAAAUUUCGUGUUUUGUUAACACAAGUAUAUUUUCCUAUCAAAUUUUCAAAUAUGUUUUGUUUUGUACGCAGUUUGUUAACGAAAACAAACGAAAAAAGCAUUCAGUUGAUAUGAGUUCUUUGUUUUGUUUAUAAAAUUCACGGGAUCGACAAUAAAGAUCCUUGCAAGAGUGAUAUAUUUGAAUUGCAGAAAAUAUUGGAAACUUGGUUUCUACGAUGUUAUGACAAGUUGGCAUGGUUUCUAUUAGUUGGUCACUAUAUCAUUAGGUCAAGUGUGUGUUUUUUCAGCGUUCUAUUUUGUAUUUUUGUAGUUUACGUUUUAAACUUUGUUAAAAGAAUUGUAGGCUUUGUAAAAAUUUUCAAAAAUUAUUUGAGAUGA
Molecule: messenger RNA, 2484 nt
Organism: Hydractinia symbiolongicarpus
Lineage: Eukaryota; Metazoa; Cnidaria; Hydrozoa; Anthoathecata; Hydractiniidae
Product: UV radiation resistance-associated protein-like
Exons: 17
Coding region: 88-2097 (669 amino acids)
Biological process (GO): SNARE complex assembly
Cellular component (GO): lytic vacuole; endosome
Molecular function (GO): SNARE binding
Source: RefSeq, a predicted model, not a curated record